Messenger RNA from Doryrhamphus excisus (bluestripe pipefish), 1179 nucleotides. It is a transcript of the gene litafd, whose product is annotated as LITAF domain containing. Gene Ontology annotation, cellular component: cytoplasmic side of lysosomal membrane; nucleus; cytoplasmic side of late endosome membrane. The record is from RefSeq and is a predicted model, not a curated record. Gene Ontology annotation, molecular function: zinc ion binding. Lineage: Eukaryota; Metazoa; Chordata; Actinopteri; Syngnathiformes; Syngnathidae.
GGAAAGGGUGUGGAGUACAGGUGAGAAGCGCCGGAGCCGAGAGUGGGGACCCGUUUGGACUGUUGUACGGCGGUAGCGGUAGCAGCUCUGCACAUCUCUGUACACCGAUACCACCACCUGGACCAGCACGAUGAGCGAUCAAAAACAUCCUCCUCCCUAUACCAUCCCAACUGUAGCUGAAAGUCAAGCUGACAAGGUGAAGGUCUACCAUGUCCACACUCCAUUCAACGCCUCCUUACCGGACCAGUCUCAGGCAGUACCAGUGUACACCGGCGGAAGCGGAGGUCCGGGCGCAGGCUUCGAUGGCGAGGGCAAAAGUAAAUUUAGGAGCUACGACACGGCGCUGGGGCGUACUUCCGGUAUGACCACGUGCCCCUCCUGCAAUCAGCAGGUGAUGACCAAUGUUGAAUACAAAGCAGGAACCUACGCAUGGUUGAUGGUUCUACUCUUCAUCUGCCUCGGGUUAUGGCUGUGCUGCUGUCUGAUCCCGCUGUUGAUGAAACGAUUCAAGGACGUGCACCACUUUUGCCCUCGCUGCAACUCGCUGCUGCACGUGGAGAAGAAACAAUGCUGUGAAUGAAGCACAUGAAGAAAGAAACGCACCGGUAGAAAUAAAGACGUACACUAUUAAACAUCCUUGUACCUUUGUCCCGAAACACCCUCACUACUACUAGAUUAAUUUGACUUAUUUCUACGGGGUGGAAGCUACCUUGAAUGGCUUAAAACGUUGAAGAACUUGAUGAGCGAACGCAGCGAUUCGGUGAGAUUCAAUGCAUCCUUCCCAGGCAUUUGUUUGGGAGUCAUCAUUCCUACCAAUACAGUUGAAAUGAAGGCUUGUACAUACAUGUUAUCCUAUUAAGGAGUGAUUAUCCACAAGGAAACAGGCUCACACUUUAGCAUUAGCAUCGUUUCCUUGCCUCCCUAACGUAUGUGUGUGCGUACAGAUGAGUAAGCUAUGGAACGUGUAUCCUAUAUGUUGUAUAUGAAGGACGUUAAAAAAAAAAAACAAGCUGGAAAAGAAAAGCCGAGGUCAUGUGCGACACACGAUGGAAAACAUCUUUCAUGAGUCCAAACUCAACAAGUCUUAAUUUCUAAGACUUAAAAAAAUAUUAUAUUCCUUUCUGACCAAUCCCAUAAUUGUGACUUCAUUUUUUGUCAAAUAAAACUAUAAAAAUAUUA